Molecule: messenger RNA, 1938 nt
Organism: Penicillium waksmanii
Lineage: Eukaryota; Fungi; Ascomycota; Eurotiomycetes; Eurotiales; Aspergillaceae
Product: beta-N-acetylhexosaminidase
Exons: 1
Coding region: 1-1938 (645 amino acids)
Biological process (GO): carbohydrate metabolic process
Molecular function (GO): beta-N-acetylhexosaminidase activity
Source: RefSeq, a predicted model, not a curated record
AUGAGGUUGCCCAUAAUUCUUACUGCAGUAGCCGCGUCGGCCGCGUCGGCCCUGCAAACACUCCCUCCGGCCCAUUUCGAUGCGCUUGAGACCCCCACGGACGAGAGGUUUUCACUCGCGACAACAAACAAAGUCAUUUAUAUCGAGGAGGAGUUUGCAUCAUGGACUGAUCAGAAUGGAUUAACCCUGAUUCCCCCUUCGGCUUUGGAGUUUGCGCGAACAUUCCGUGAUGAUCUGCAGGAGCUCACCAAUUCUUCGUGGGACAUUCGAACCGUCCGGCAGUUUUCGAAGUCGAGAUCUGGGGUUUUUCUCGGUCGCUCCAAGAAGUCCCAGGCCGAAUUUGUUUACGAAGAUGGUACUACGACCGAGGAAGGCUAUGAAAUGCGGAUCGAGAAGGACCAAAUUUUGAUUGAAGGCUCUGGUGCUCGAGGAAUGUGGUGGGGGACUCGAACUUUGCUCCAAAAGCUUGCUCUCAGUUCAACUUUUUCAAUCCCCGUCGGCGCAGUGAAAGAUGCGCCUGCAUAUGCCACGAGAGGAUUCAUGUUGGAUGCGGGUCGAAAAUGGUACUCCUUGCCUUACUUGAAGGAUCUGUGCACUUACGCGUCUUACUUCAAAAUAUCCGAAUUUCAUUACCAUGCGACUGACAACUAUCCCUUGAGUCGAGGGCCCAACGUCUCAUGGAACGAAGUCUACUCGCAGUUUGCCUUGCGACCAGAAAACCCAGAGCUCUUACCGUUAGUGCAGCGAAUCAAUGAAACUUUAUCCAGAGCCGAUUUCGAUGAAUUCCAAACCCACUGUGCGCAGCGUGGAAUUACCGUGAUGCCAGAGAUUGAAAGCCCCGGUCACUGUUUAUCUGUGACGAAAUGGCGACCUGAGUUGGCCUUGGAUCAACGGGACCUCCUCAAUCUCUCACACCCCGAUACCAUCCCAUUGGUGAAGUCUAUAUGGUCGGAAUUUCUUCCCUGGUUUCACACCAAGGAGGUCCAUAUUGGCGCAGAUGAGUAUGAUUCGACUCUUGCCAACGACUAUAUCAGAUUUGUCAACGAAAUGUCCGAGUUUAUUUCUCGGGAUUCCGGCAAGGGAAUUCGGAUCUGGGGCACCUACGAGCCCUCUGAGGCGCAAUCAAUUAAUAAAAACAUCACAAUUCAGCACUGGCAGUAUGGUCAAUCUGAUCCUGUGCAACUUGCAGCAGACGGCUAUUAUAUCAUCAACUCGGAAGACUGGUGGGCUUACAUGUCGUUGAAAAAUGACCAUGUUCCUAUUAGCCCCGCGCCUUAUCCUCAAAUUUUCAACAACAGUCGUGUCUUAAACUUCGCGGAUAAGGAGGGCUGGCAAUGGACCCCGCAGCUAUUCAACCCGGUGAAUCUGACGGAACAACCAGAUCAAAAAGCUGUCCGAGGCGCAAUUCUUGCUGCAUGGAGCGAUAAUGGUCCAGAUGCGACAACGCAGUUGGAGAGUUAUUACGCCAUUCGCAAUGGGAUCCCAGUUGUUGCCUCUCGAGCAUGGACAGGAAGCCGGGGCUUGCGGCUUGAUGAACGAACCCUGGACAAUUCAUUGGAGAUAUUGACAAGCAAAGCUGUCGGUCAGAAUUUGGAUCGAAGAUUGCACCGGGAAACUUCCAGUGUUUCUAGGCCCAACCUAACCUGGAGCCGACCGCAGAAGAAGCACCCUCUUGGAGUAUACGAACUUGGUCACGGUAGCAAAGGAAUGAAUUAUACUCUGGAUCUUGCAGUGACUGGGCCAUUCUCCCUCGAGAGCGCCGAUGACGUUCUCGCUAUGUCCGAAGAUGGUCAGUUGACCUUUACUUCGGAUGGAUGGCCAUACCCCCUUCGGUCGGUCGCUCAGGAAGAUGGAUUCGACAUUUCCCAGCCGGGUCGUAUCUGGGCCAAUGCAACGAGCUCCAGCCACGACAUCGUGAAACUCCCCCCAAAGAGCUAA